AGAGCCAGUGACAGAGAGCCAGAGAGAAAGUUCCUCGUCUACAGUUACAUGCGAGCCGACGCACUAACUUCCUCGUAUAAAACUAAAACGCACCCUUCUGGACUUUCUAUCGGAAUUAUAAUCACGGGUCGGGAUGGAGGAGCCGACAUAAAAUAAAAAUAAGUGCUUUCUAAAGAAUACAAGUAAUUCGGGGUUAGAAGACCAUAUAGCCAUAUAGCGGCCAAGGAUUAUACAGCUGGUUGGAACGAGGUAAUUCUCUCUCAUUUUUUUCUUCUAGACCACGAAGGGGAAUAUGUCUAACCUACUCACUGAUAUCCAUAGGCAAUAUGCAUUUCUUAAAGAAUAAAAUAAGAGGACGAACAGAUGGAUGUUGUCUUAAGCGGUUCCCAUCUGGGUCAUUCAGUGGCAUUAUGAAAAUUGCGCAUUAAAGGGUUAUGACCGUGUUAUUGUGUAGGCUAUAUUGCAGUGCUAUUGGUUUGUAUAUGUUGUCCGUACACUGAUGAUAGUUGAGAAACUACAGAAUUAGAAUGUUCACAUAAAUGGUGGUAAAUGUUAAAUGUAUUUUAACGGUUUCUUCAUCAACAACAAAACAACAAAAAUGUGUUUACUUAGCCCAGAAAUGUUGAGACAUGUAGCCUAGUUAUUUUUCAUUUAGCUGAACCCUCUGUCUCUAGCUGCUUUGUUGCCUAGGCUACCUUAUUCAAAAAUGAGGAAGAGGAACCAAAAGUUAUUGCUUAUCCUACUGAUACACCACCUACAAUAUUCACAUUGUGUAUUUACAGGUGCAACACCUAUUCAUGGUUUCUAAUCUAUUUAUUGAGGGAAAAUACACUCUUAGAAAAAAGGGUUUGAAAAAGGUUCAUCGGCUGUCCCCAUAGGAGAACCCUUUUUGGUUCCAGGUAGAACCAGUUUUGGUUCCAGGUAGAACCCUUUUUGUUUCCAUGUAGAACCCUUUACACAGAGGGUUCUACAUGGAAACAAAAAGGGUUCUACCUGGAAGCAAAAGGGUUGUACUUGGAACCAAAAAGGGUUCCUCAAAGGGUUCUCCUAUGGGGACAGCUGAAGAACCGCUUUAGGUUCUAGAUAGCACCUUUUUUUCUAAGAGUGUAGUAAUGGUGCAUUUUGUUAACAAAAACUAAGUAAAUGGUCACUUUCUUCCAUCUCUGUUUUCAUUUUCCAUAUGUUCCACGCCCUAAGAAAUUAUUGGCAUAGCCUACUAUUUUUUAUCAAUGCUAAUCUUGCAUGGAUAUCUGAUGAGUCAAUCUACUUAAUAUGUAAGACCCAAUUUGCUUCAUACCACAUGAUGAUUGCAUCAACUUGUGCUGGAAACCCUCACAUUUCCCUUAACAAUAGUUCCUAUAGUUCUAUCGGUGUUUCAUCAGGCCAAGUGUUUCUCAAAGUUCUACUUCAGGAAACAGGAAGUCCAUACUUAAUGCUGGAGAAGCCUAUCAGAGAACCUCGUGCCAUACUGCCCCUCUCCUAAUUGCAGAGACAAAUCCUCCCAAUGCAAAGCGUCCUGUGUGUAUGGUGCCUGGGGGCUGGCAUCGCAGUGUGUAAGCGUGAGAGGCGAGCAGGGGAGGUUUAGCAGUGCAGUUUUUCCUUUUCACACGGUGUCCAGUCCCAGCUGCAGCCGCCCGCCGCCUGCCCUGCAUCAGAUGCCAUGAUAGCAGUUAGGGCCUGAGGCACUCAUGGCGCAGGGCUUUCACAGCUCACUAGAUUUGCAUCUGUGGGUAAUAUGGUGGGUUGGAGACAGACAGACAGACACUCCCAGAGACAUGAGGAGGAUGGUUGGGGGGCUGAUUGGAUCAAGAGACUGCAGGAGAGAUGGAUGGAGAGGGGAAGGAUGGUCAGGGCUUCACCUCCAGUCAACUUCCUUUGUACAGGAAGUGCAUGGCAUGUGUGUCAUGGUUUGAUUCGAUAAAUAGGGGAUGGAGUGGUUGAUACGAGUCCGAGGAGGUUUGUAGACGGAUGAGAAGCUUUGGACUACUGGGCGGGCAGACACUUUAUCAUGAUUCAGCCUUGAUAGGCAAGAAGAAACGUCUUCUCCUGAGAUUCGGGGUGUGUCUUCCAAUAGGCUACCUGUAACUUGGAAAACUGGCACGGAGAAGCAUCAUGGUAGACUGAACCUUUUCCAGUCACAAUAACCAUACACAUUCUUGUGUUUUGGCCUUUUGAGUGGUAUUUGAGUGUACUAUGUAAGGAAUCAGUUUUCAUUUCGCCUCCAGUAUCUUCACUAAUCAGUUUUCAUUUCUCCUCCAGCAUCUUCACUAAUCAGUUUUCAUUUCUCCUCCAGCAUCUUCACUAAUCAGUUUUCAUUUUUCCUCCAGCAUCUUCACUAAUCAGUUUUCAUUUCUCCUCCAGCAUCUUCACUAAUCAGUUUUCAUUUCUCCUCCAGCAUCUUCACUAAUCAGUUUUCAUUUUUCCUCCAGCAUCUUCACUAAUCAGUUUUGGGUGUGCAUUAGCUGCCUAUUAACUAAUCGAAAUUAAAACCGUGUAAGCAUAAACGGCUUUGCUGGAAGUUAAACUUGAACUGAUCAAAAAUAAUCUGAUCCUCCUGUAACAGAGCAAGCAAAGAGGAACACCAUUUAAAUGGAAAAGGGAAGUGAAUAUUAUUUUUCAUCAAGUGGUUGUAUACAGCCAUUUUUUAUUUACCCUUAUUUUACCAGGUCAGUUGACUGAGAACACAUACUCAUUUACAGCAACGACCUGGGGGGAUAGUUACAGGGGAGAGGAGGGGGGAUGAAUUAGCCAAUUGGAAGCUUUGCGUAACUGUUGAUGUGAAAAAUUCUCCGUGACCAUGUCAUGAGAUGAGAUACAUGGCUGUAAUCCAGCAGCACUCCUCCACAUCCUAAAAGAGUGAGUGCAGUAAAAUGUGUUCAGGGCCCAUAUUCACAAAGUGUCUCACGAGUACUGAUCUAGGGCCAGUUUUUCCUUUUAGAUCAUAAUGAACAUGAUUAUAUGGACAGGGGAGACCCGAUCCGAGAUCAGCCCUCCUAUACUGAGCUGCUUUGUGAAUACGAGCCCAGAAAGCUAACCUCUAUGAUGGCUUCAGUCACAUUUUCUUCUGUUAUGUUACAGUAAUAGCUCAGGGAGCAGAGGGCGAAGAUGACGAGGGAGAGAGAGAGAGAGACGCAGAGAGGAGAGAGCAGAGAGAGAGGAGAGAGCAGAGAGAGGGAGAGAGAGAGAGAGAGAGCGAGAGAGAGAGAGAGAGAGGAGGAGAGAGCAGGAGAAGAGAAAAAGAAGGAGAGAGAGAGAGAGAGAGGAGAGAGAGAGAGAGAGAGGAGAGAGAGAGAGGGAGAGAGAGAGGGAGAGGUGAGAGAGGAGAGAAGAAGAGAGAGAAGAGGAGAGAGCGGAGGGGGAGAGAGAGGAGGAGGAGAGAGAGAGCGAGAGAGAGAGGAGAGAGAGGAGAGGAGAGAGCAGGAGGCGGAGAAGAGGAGAGAGAGGAAGGAGAAGAGGGGAGAGCAGAGAGGGAGGAGGGAGGAGAGGAGAGAGGAGGAGAGAGAGGAGAGAGAGGAGAGAGAUGCGAGGAGAGGAGAGGGCAAGCGAGGAGAAGAGGAGGGAAGAGACGAGAAGAGCGGAAUAGCGCGAGAGAGGACCUCUCCUCUCUCUCUCGUCUCUCUCACUCUCUGUUCUCUCACUCUCUCUCUCUCUAUUAUCUCUCUCAUCUCUCUCUUCUCUUCUCAUCUCUAUCUCUCUCUUCUCUCUCUCUCUCUCUCUCUCUAUCCCUCUCUCUCUCUCACUCUCUCUCACGCUCAGUCUUAUAAUACUCCAGCUCAUCUGUUUAUGUCAACACAGAUGAACCAUAAAAUGACAGUCCUGUCUCUCUCACACAGACAUAGGCUCUGUUCAAUCAAAAGAAUUCCCCCUUUGUCUAAUAUCCCUCUUUUAAAUAUUUUACACAGACCAUAUGACUCCACCCACAGCGUUACUAAGUUAUGGUUUUAUUUGAAAAACAAAGAGCUCUUCAUGCCACCAAAUGUCCAAUAAGACAUGUAUGCCUCUGCUGUCCCAAAGGCGUGGCUGGGUGUUUCUAGUUUGGUGUCGCUCUGGUGAUUAGGAAGACUUCUAGAAUUGUUUUGCUUUUAAACAGCAGUGUAAUCAAAUCAAAUCAAAUCAAAUUGUAUUUGCCACAUGCGCCGAAAACAACAGUUGUAGACAUUACAGUGAAAUGCUUACUUAUAAGCCCUUAACCAACAAUGCAUUUUUUUUUUUUUAUUCUUUUUUUUGCAUAAAAGAGGGGGGGGUGGGGGGGGGGGGGGGCAGUGUAAAUAGUCCGGGUAGCAAUGAUUAGCUGUUCAGGAGUCUUAUGGCUUGGGGGUAGAAGCUGUUGAGAAGCCUUUUGGACCUAGACUUGGCACUCCGGUACCGCUUGCCGUGCGGUAUGGUAGCAGAGAGAACAGUCUAUGACUAGGGUGGCUGGAGUCUUUGACAAUUUUGAGGGCCUUCCUCUGACACCCGCCUGGUAUAGAGGUCCUGGAUGGCAGGAAGCUUGGCCCCAGUGAUGUACUGGGCCGUACGCACUACCCUCUGUAGUGCCUUGCGGUCGGAGGCCAAGCAGUUGCCAUACCAGGCGGUGAUGCAACCAGUCAAGAGCCUCUCGAUGAUGCGGCUGUAGAAUUCUUUGAGGAUCUGAGGACCCAUGCCAAAUCUUUUCAGUCUCCUGAGGGGGAAUAGGCUUUGUCGUGCCCUCUUCACGACUGUCUUGGUGUGUUUGGACCAUGAUAGUUUGUUGGUGAUGUGGACACCAAGGAACUUGAAGCUCUCAACCUGUUCCACUACAGCCCCGUCUAUGAAAAUGGGGGCGUGCUCAGUCCUCUUUUUUUUCCUGUAGUCCACAAUCAUCUCCUUUGUCUUGGUCACAUUGAGGGAGAGGUUGUUAUCCUGGCACCACACGGCCAGGUCUCUGACCUCCUCCCUAUAGGCUGUCUCAUCGUUGUCGGUGAUCAGGCCUAUCACUGUUGUGUCGUCAGCAAACGUAAUGAUGGUGUUGGAGUCGUGCCUGGCCAUGCAGUCAUGGGUGAACAGGGAGUACAGGAGGGGACUGAGCACGCACCCCUGAGGGGCCCCCGUGUUGAGGAUCAGCGUGGCAGAUGUGUUGUUACCUACCCUUACCAUCUGGGGGCGGCCCGUCAGGAAGUCCAGGAUCCAGUUGCAGAGGGAGGUGUUUAGUCCCAGGAUCCUUAGCUUAGUGAUGAGCUUUGAGGGCACUAUGGUGUUGAACGCUGAGCUGUAGUCUAAUGAACAGCAUUCUCACGUAGGUGUUCCUCUUGCCAGGUGGGAAAGGGCAGUGUGGAGUGCAAUAGAGAUUGCAUCAUCUGUGGAUCUGUUGGGGCGGUAUGCAAAUUGGAGUGGGUCUUGGGUUUCAUGUAUGCCUGUGUGGGAAACAGUACAGUAAACAGUUGCUCUUAGGAUGUAAUGAAAGUAAAUCCAAACUGUAGCUACUGUAGUAAAUGACAUUGUAUUCUGACUGAUAUUUUUUUUAAAUAACAAAUUGUUAGGUUCUUCCACCAUGGGCUGUGUGGGGUCCAAAGAGCAGCAGGAUCCCAGCAGCAAAGGAGUGAUUGAUGACGCUCUGAUCCGGACGCAGACAACCCAAUAUGUCAAAGACCCCACCACUGGGACCAAGGCUGUGAGUGAAUAACUGGUCAUGAUGAUGAUGAUGAUGGUGAUAAAUAAUGGUGAUGAUGAUGGUGAUGAUGGUGAUUAUGGUGAUGAUGAUGAUGGUGGUGGUGGUGGUGGUGAUGGUGGUGGUGGUGAUGAUGAUGAUAAUGAUGAUGAUGAUGAUGGUGGUGAUGAUGGUGAUGAUGGAGUACAGGGAGAGGAAGAAAGAGUGAGAGAGAGAGAAAAACCAUCAGUGGGAGACAUGGUCAGUGAAAGGGACAUUCUAAUGAGUUAUAUUUGUCAUUGUCACCGAGACAACAUAGUGAAAAGCAACGUGUGAGCCUCCCUACAUCAUGACUAUGCACAGAGGAUUGAUAUGUGAGGUGCAUUACCCAAAUAAGUAAUGUUCUAACUAGUUGUUGCUUUGCAUAACUGCUAGACUCUUCUCUGUUGCCAAAUAUACAGUGGGGAAAAAAAGUAUUUAGUCAGCCACCAAUUGUGCAAGUUCUCCCACUUAAAAAGAUGAGAGAGGCCUGUAAUUUUCAUCAUAGGUACACGUCAACUAUGACAGACAAAAUGAGGAAAAAAAAUCCAGAAAAUCACAUUGUAGGAUUUUUAAUGAAUUUAUUUGCAAAUUAUGGUGGAAAAUAAGUAUUUGGUCAAUAACAAAAGUUUCUCAUUACUUUGUUAUAUACCCUUUGUUGGCAAUGACACAGGUCAAACGUUUUCUGUAAGUCUUCACAAGGUUUUCACUCACUGUUGCUGGUAUUUUUGGCCCAUUCCUCCAUGCAGAUCUCCUCUAGAGCAGUGAUGUUUUGGGGCUGUCGCUGGGCAACACAGACUUUUAACUCCCUCCAAAGAUUUUCUAUGGGGUUGAGAUCUGGAGACUGGCUAGGCCACUCCAGGACCUUGAAAUGCUUCUUACGAAGCCACUCCUUCGUUGCCCGGGCGGUGUGUUUGGGAUCAUUGUCAUGCUGAAAGACCCAGCCACGUUUCAUCUUCAAUGCCCUUGCUGAUGGAAGGAGGUUUUCACUCAAAAUCUCACGAUACAUGGCCCCAUUCAUUCUUUCCUUUACACGGAUCAGUCGUCCUGGUCCCUUUGCAGAAAAACAGCCCCAAAGCAUGAUGUUUCCACCCCCAUGCUUCACAGUAGAUAUGGUGUUCUUUGGAUGCAACUCAGCAUUCUUUGUCCUCCAAACACGACGAGUUGAGUUUUUACCAAAAAGUUAUAUUUGGUUUCAUCUGACCAUAUGACAUUCUCCCAAUCCUCUUCUGGAUCAUCCAAAAUGCACUCUAGAAAACUUCAGACGGGCCUGGACAUGUACUGGCUUAAGCAGGGGGGACACGUCUGGCACUACAGGAUUUGAGUCCCUGGCUGCGUAAUGUGUUACUGAUGGUAGGCUUUGUUACUUUGGUCCCAGCUCUCUGCAGGUCAUUCACUAGGUCCCCCCGUGUGGUUCUGGGAUUUUUGCUCACCGUUCUUGUGAUCAGUUUGACCCCACGGGGUGAGAUCUUGCGUGGAGCCCCAGAUCGAGGGAGAUUAUCAGUGGUCUUGUAUGUCUUCCAUUUCCUAAUAAUUGCUCCCACAGUUGAUUUCUUCAAACCAAGCUGCUUACCUAUUGCAGAUUCAGUCUUCCCAGCCUGGUGCAGGUCUACAAUUUUGUUUCUGGUGUCCUUUGACAGCUCUUUGGUCUUGGCCAUAGUGGAGUUUGGAGUGUGACUGUUUGAGGUUGUGGACAGGUGUCUUUUAUACUGAUAACAAGUUCAAACAGGAGCCAUUAAUACAGGUAACGAGUGGAGGACAGAGGAGCCUCUUAAAGAAGAAGUUACAGGUCUGUGAGAGCCAGAAAUCUUGCUUGUUUGUAGGUGACCAAAUACUUAUUUUCCACCAUAAUUUGCAAAUAAAUUCAUAAAAAAUCCUACAAUGUGAUUUUCUGGAGAAAAACAAUCUCAAUCUUGUCUGUCAUAGUUGACGUGUACCUAUGAUGAAAAUGACAGGCCUCUCUCAUCUUUUUAAGUGGAAGAACUUGCACAAUUGGUGGCUGACUAAAUACUUUCUUUCCCCACUGUAAGUGACUGAUCUAUAAGUGGGUUUCCUUUGGUGUCUGGGGUGGUCAUUACUUCCUGUGUGUUUACUGUAAACCAACUGUAAGCGCUGUUAGAAUGAGGAAGGGGAAGUAACACAUCCACUGAACGCAGAAAUUAAUUUUGUGAUCAUUGUUUAAACAGACAUUGAAUUUGCAUGUACAUUUCAGUCAUUUGCAGUCGCUCUCAUCCAGAGGGACUUAAUGCGUUCAUAGCUAGGUGAGAACCACAUAUCACAGUCAUAGUAAGUCAAUUGGCCCAGCGUCGUCCAGGGUAUGGGAGAGAAUGGCCGGCAGGGAUGUAGCUCAGUUGGUAGGGUUGUGGGUUCGAUUCCCACGGGGGGCCAGUAUGAAAUAAAAUAAUAAUAAUGUAUGCACUCACUAACUGUAAGUCGCUCUGGAUAAGAGCGUCAGCUAAAUGACUAAACAUUUAAAAAUUUAAAAAAUAAAUAAAGCAGCUAUCAGCAAAGUCAGUUAGAAAAGACAAGUGUGAGUGUUAGUGCAACAAAGGCAAGGGUGUUGUUUUAAAAAAAGAUGAUUAUAAUUUGGGGGAAGGUGUCUCUUCUCUCUUUCUGUUUUGAAUUCCUAUUUUCUAUCCAUUUAUCUCACUUUUACUUCAUCUGUCAUUUGACCUCUCAUGUUUCACUCACUUUCUCCCAGCUUCUAUACUACAUUUCCCAUGGUUCUCCUCAACUCUUCAAACCUCUUUCUGUCUUUCACAGAAUAGAACCAUUUCCACUGGCCCUCCAGUCCCCUCUGAGGGUGAGUGUGACGCAGAGAAGUUACAGCACUCACUUGGCUCACUUGAAUUUGUGACGUAGGAACUGUUACAGUGCUCAGCUUCAUCACACCGUAUUUCCAGCAGCACACUACAUACUGUCAAUUGUUUGUUGCCAUGUAAUUAUAGACUAUGUGGCUGAGGCCACAUAUGGAAAGUGAAAGAGGUGAGAACGUGUAGGUUUUGAGAUAGCCCCCACUCAGAGCCUCACGACACGAGACAGCAGAUGAUCUCUCCACUGCUAUACCACUAAAGCAGCCAGACAGGAAGUGACCUAGGCAAAGCGCUGUUGUUGUUGUUUUUAAUCAUGUAAGAGUUGCACUUGAUGGAAAAAACAAAGUCUCUCUUUGUCAUAUGUGUGCAUGCACACAGACACACACACACGCACAUUACAUUUUACAUUUUUGCAUUUUUACACACGCACGCACACACACACACACACACACACACACACACACACACACACACACACACACACACACACACACACACACACACACACACACACACACUUACAUUCUCUGCCCCCUCCCCCCCCCAGGUCCUGAGAGCAUUGCCAUUGCACUGUAUGACUAUGAGGGUAUAAAUGAUGGAGAUCUGGGCUUCAAGAAGGGAGACAAGCUUAAAAUCUUACAGGAGUGAGUGUAUCUGACAUUUAUACAUAAAUAUGAUGCAUUCAUACCCAUACAGAGCACUGAAUACCUAAAAUACCUAUAAUACCUAUAAUACCCAUAAUACCUAUUCCCUCACCUCUCACAAUCUGUCUGUCUGUCUGUCUGUCUGUCUGUCUGUCUGUCUGUCUGUCUGUCUGUCUGUCUGUCUGUCUGUCUGUCUGUCUGUCUGUCUGUCUGUCUGUCUGUCUGUCCGUCCGUCCGUCCGUCCGUCCGUUUGUCUGUCCGUCCCCCUCUCUCUCUCUCUCUCUCUCUCUCCUCUCUCUCUCUCUCUCUCUCUCUCUCUCUCUCUCUCUCUCCCUCUCUCUCUCUUUCUGUAGGUCUGGAGAAUGGUGGAGAGCCCAGUUAAUCAGCACAGGCCAGGAAGGCUUCAUCCCCAGUAACUAUGUAGCCAUAGACAGCCUUGAAACCGAAGAGUAAGUAUGUUCUCCAGUGUAGUGUGUGAGUAGAAGCUGCUCAAAGGAAUUAGUCUGAUAUAACUUUCCCAUCCCCCAGGUGGUUCUUUAAAGGAGUGAGCAGGAAAGAUGCAGAGAGGCAGCUGCUGGCAUCAGGAAACAAAAUGGGAUCGUUUAUGAUCCGUGACAGUGAGACCACCAAGGGUGAGCAAGUUCAAAAGCUCUUAGACAUACACAUUAAACAAGCGCACUUUCAGACUUUAGCAAGCCGUCUCUCCUUCCUGCUACAGGCAGCUACUCCCUAUCCGUAAGGGACAGUGAUUCCCAAUCAGGAGACACAGUCAAGCAUUACAAGAUCCGUACGCUGGACAACGGUGGCUUCUACAUCUCCCCACGCAUCACCUUCACCACCCUGCAGGAACUGGUCGGCCACUAUAAGAGUGAGUGCCAACAUCACAGCCAUCCAUAAUACACUAGAGAAGGGCUAUUCAAAUCUUAUUAACCUAAGACAGUGUUUCCCAAUCCUGGUCAUUGGGACCCCAAGGGGUGCACAUUUUUGUUCUUUGCCCUAGCACUACACACCUAAUUCAAAUAAUCAACUCAUCAUCAAGCUUUGAUUAUUUGAAUCAGGCGUGUAGUGCUAAGGAAAACGCCAAAAAGGUUCACCCCCGGAGGUCCCCAGGACCAGGAUUAAAAGAAACACUGCCCUACGAGGUCCGGAGUACUGCUGGUUUUCUGUUCUACCUGAUAGUUACUUGCACCCACCUGGUGUCCCAGGUCUAAAUCAGUAAAAUAUAGCAGUGGAACUGGCUCUGAAUUUGAAGGCACUAGUGUCCACUGCUACUAAAGUUGAUUGUGGACGUUGGAGAUGAACAGCCCCCUCUGCUGGCUGCCUGUUCUGAAAACGGACACAUCGUGUAUUUGGCCUCCAGCAGUACUGACUUUCUAUGGGUUUAAAAUGUGUGCUAUGUACAGUUCAAUGAUACAUUCAGCUAAUGGUAUUAAUUGUCCUGUAGGAUUCAGAGCUUUGGGUGUGGAUGUCUUACUGGAUGUGUUUGUUUCCUACAGAGCAGGGAGACGGUCUGUGUCAGGCCUUGACCAGCCCCUGCCUCAGUCCCAAGCCCCAGAAGCCCUGGGAGAAGGAUGCCUGGGAGAUCCCUCGGGAUUCCCUCAAACUGGACAGGAGGCUCGGGGCUGGCCAGUUUGGAGAGGUCUGGAUGGGUGAGCUCCAUGUCAUUUAAAGUUCUUACUCGGUCAUUCUGAGAAGGUUAUGUUCAGACCAAUACUGGGAGAUCAGUAUGAGUUGAUAUUUAUUCUGAAAACAUCUUGCUUGGUGGAGCUGUAAACUGAGCUAGCAUAGGUAAUGUGGUUUGCUUUGUGUCUUUUUCUGUAGCUACAUACAACAAGCACACUAAGGUGGCAGUGAAGACCAUGAAGCCUGGCACCAUGUCUGUGGAGGCUUUCCUGGACGAGGCCAACCUGAUGAAGGCUCUGCAGCACGACAAGCUGGUCCGUCUGAACGCUGUGGUUACCAAAGAGGAACCCAUCUACAUCAUCACAGAGUACAUGGAGAAGGGUGUGUACACCCGUUUGAUAUUUUAUAUACAUUUACAUUACGAUACAUCAGUGUAUCUCUGUCAUUUACUAUUUUUGUGUGUGCUUUUCUGUGCAUGUGUGUGCUUGUGUGUGUGUGUGUGUGUGUGUGUGUGUGUGUGUGUGUGUGUGUGUGUGUGUGUGUGUGUGUGUGUGUGUGUGUGUGUGUGUGUGUGUGUGUGUGUGUGUGUGUGUGUGUGGGUGCGUGCGUGCGUGCGUGUGUGUGUGUUUAGGCAGUUUGCUUGACUUCUUGAAGAGUGACGAGGGGAACCGUGUUCAACUCCCCAAACUCAUUGAUUUCUCAGCA
This is a messenger RNA of Coregonus sp. 'balchen', 11429 nucleotides long. The record is from the annotation of a GenBank genome assembly. Lineage: Eukaryota; Metazoa; Chordata; Actinopteri; Salmoniformes; Salmonidae.